Nicotiana attenuata is the source of this 1958-nucleotide messenger RNA. RefSeq lists its product as uncharacterized. Bases 235 to 1776 code for a protein of 513 amino acids. The transcript has 5 exons. NCBI's taxonomy places the organism in Eukaryota, Viridiplantae, Streptophyta, Magnoliopsida, Solanales, Solanaceae. The record is from RefSeq and is a predicted model, not a curated record.
UAAAGUUGCAUUGCUUCUUUGGAAUUUUUGUGUUUGUUGCACAGCGAUUGCUCUCACACUUGCCAUUUUGUUUAUUCAGCCUCUGGUUUCUUCCCUUCUUCUUGGCGCACCAUCUUUAUUUCUUAGGAUAACGUACGGUGGUGUCUGGCAGUUUGCUCGACUAUUUCACCUGAGUACCCAUUACUUGGUCCACCAUAUUCUUCAGGUUUUAGGGGCAACAAGGUGAAGGGGAAGAUGGCGUCCCUCGUACCAAACGUAUUGAUUAAGCUUCUUCAAAGUAUGAACUCCAUUGUAAAAGUUCGCGGGGAGUAUAGAUCAGUUCUUUUACAAGUAAUCAGCAUUGUCCCUGCCUUGAGUGGUUCAGAAUUGUGGCCAAACCACGGCUUCUUUGUCAAAGUAUCCGAUUCUUCUCAUUCGACUUAUGUUACGCUGUUCAAAGAAGAUAAUGAGCUCAUUUUGAACAACAAAUUGCAACUUGGCCAGUUCUUCUAUGUUGAUAGAAUGGAGGCUGGAACACCAGUACCGGUUUUAGUUGGGGUGAGGCCAAUUCCAGGGCGACAUCCGUUUGUAGGUAACCCGAAGGAUCUGAUGCAAAUGUUGGAAUCAUGUGAGGUUUCUGUUAAAACUGAUAAUACUGGUCAAAAGUGCAAUGAAUUGCCAGAGUUGAAAAAAGAGAAGAGAAAGAAAAAACUUGUUAUCAAAGAGGAGAAGGCGGUUGUUGCAUCGAGGUAUAUGCAGGGUUUAUCAAACCAGAACACAAAGGCUGGUGGAACUGAUCAAGGCAAUGGUGUGAAAGGCGGUGAAAAUGAGAGUAAUGGAUCAGAUCACAAAGCUGCUGUACCUUUGAAAGGGAAACAAGCAGAUGUUAAAGGUCAGACACGGCCUACAACUCGACGGUCUGAUGCAUUUUCUCCAAACUCAGAUGUCAAUGUGUUCAAUAGCAGGGAGCUUUUGACAACUCCAAGGUUUUCAAUGUUAAAACGCACCAGCAGCAAACAAGAAAGCAACGGUCCAUUUUCUGAAAAACUCAUACCCUGGUCCUCACUACCACCUAAUCUCGCAAAGCCAGGGAAGGGUAUCCUUAGAAGGAAAAAAUUAGCUUCUUUAAUAGCAGCAGAAGCUCAAGAAGAAGCAUUGACAGCAACCAAUCUUCUUCAUUCCCUGAGCAUGUUUGCUGAACUAUGCUCAUCUGCAUCACCAGAGAGCCCUCAUCUCAAUUUGGCCAAAUUUUUCACACUCAACCAGCUUAUGCAACAACCAAAUACUAAGACAAAUGACCAAAUCCUAGAUAACUUUGCUUCAAAGUUAUCUUUACAAGAGAAGGAGAAAGCGGGCAAGGAAACACGUUCCGUGAAUGGUAAAAGUACUCCCAAGUCUAUGAAGCCUUUAAUCGAAGUUUCUGUUGCUGAAAAGGUAGAGUGGGCAGAAGGAGAUGGUUCUAGAGGCGUGAGGGAGUUAAGAGAUGUUCUAUUUAAUGAAAUACAGUCCUGGUUUCUGAAAUUCUUGGAGGAAGCUCUUGAUAUUGGAUUUCGGUUGGAUGAGCAGCAUCAUAAAAAGAAAGCAUGCCCAGUACAACAAAAAGAUUCAAAUAACCAAAUUGCUCUUGCGUUGUCACAGCUUAAGCAUGCAAACGACUGGUUGGACAAGCUAAGAUGUAAGUCAACCUUGAAUAAAGAUGUGGCCGAGACAGUUGAUAGAUUGAAGCAAAAACUCUAUGCAUGUUUACUGCUUCAUGUGGAUUCAGCCGCUUCAGCUCUUGGAAAACCAAGUUUUUAAGAGUGACUGUUCUACUUACAUCCUAAUGAAUUUAUGCUGUUGUAUGAAGCUAUUUAAAAGGUCAUUACUUAAUGGUAACUAAUCAGCUCAUGUGACUAAAUAUAUACUUAACUAUUUCAAUGUAUUCGAAAAGGAUGGAGAAAACAGUUAAUUAAUGAGUUACCUGAAUUGCUCAUUGUCUU